This is a messenger RNA of Pseudomassariella vexata, 991 nucleotides long. RefSeq lists its product as uncharacterized. The transcript is spliced from 2 exons. The record is from RefSeq and is a predicted model, not a curated record. Bases 236 to 886 code for a protein of 216 amino acids. NCBI's taxonomy places the organism in Eukaryota, Fungi, Ascomycota, Sordariomycetes, Amphisphaeriales, Pseudomassariaceae.
CCGCCUUGCAGUCACCUCGGCAUGCUCUCGCAGCAUUCCAUGAUGAAUUCUCAACGUUGUGCCUUUUACUCUGAACGCCUCGCUACGCUACAGAGACGCAACACUAGUCACACCAUCCCAGACCCAUCAGUGCAACGCCGGAGCUUUCAGAAGCACCUCCCCUCACGCGGCCCGGCCCGCCAACUUUGACAGCUCACCUCUAUUUCUCUAAGCGCUUACGUUAUACGUCAUCAUUAUGGAGCUUCAGCCCGCAUGUACUCCGUCUUUCCCAGCACCGCCAGACCCGCGGCUAGAUCUACCAGUUUCCAAAGCUCAAGAGCUAGGCACCGGCCUCGGUUCUAUCAAGGCCGCAUGCGAGUUCUCGCUACGCGAAUAUUUCACACUGCAGAACAAUCGCCACUACGACGACGCCGUGGCCGAGGAACGCUUCCGUACGCAGCGCAGUAUCGUGCUGGCGGAUUUGCGGAUGCUGCGGAAGGAUGUUGGUGCUGUUGUCAAGGGGUCGGAGUCUCAUCGAUGGAGGAGGUGGAUUUUGGGAGGUGUCGUCGUAUCCUUAAUCCCCGCAGUCCGCAAGAUCUUUCGGCGGUCAGCGGAUGAUACCGAGUCCUCCAACGACACCGAAUACGCUUUCAAACGGAGCAAGUCGUUGAUAGAACGCAUUUUGGACUCAGUGAACGGAAAAGGUACAUUUGCGUCUGUGGCCUUCUUCGUCCUUGCCAUCAUGUACGUUUUCCAGAGCGAAGUUUCGUUGCGCGUGGCGAGGACGGUACAGAAGCGGCUGAAGAGGCUCUCUGCUAGAAUUGAGGCGGGCGAUGGGAUGCUUGGCGAGGCAGAUAUGGACGUAUUUAGGGGGUGGCGCUGGAGAGUUUUGAUGUGGACGGAGUGAGUCAUGAGACCAGUUUUGUGCUUCGGACGAGUCUCUAAAUUGCAACAUGUAAGUCCUUGCAUACAGUUCUUAGAGCAGAGAAUUGAUGACCUACCAUUCUGAAUU